This is a messenger RNA of Ostertagia ostertagi, 468 nucleotides long. The record is from the annotation of a GenBank genome assembly. Lineage: Eukaryota; Metazoa; Nematoda; Chromadorea; Rhabditida; Trichostrongylidae.
AUGAAUGGGCUAUAUCCGUUGGUUGGCUGGCGUGUGAACAAUGUACCUGUGUUUGUAGCCGAAGGAAAUGACCAUGACACGGCUGUAGUGCUGAAAUGGGCUCAAAGCAUAGGUCUUCAAACUCCGAUCAAUGAUGACACCGCUUGCUGUGGUUUUCUAGGUAUCCGCCCAGAUACAACAAAAGCUCAUAUGGUGCGAGCGAUUUUGGAGUCGAUCGCCUUUCGAGUUUACCAAAUAUUCGAAACAAUGCGAGUUGAGGUUGAGAUCCUAAGCAAGCCGAGGAUACGGAUCUGUGGUGGUGUAGCGGCAAAUGAUUUUGUAUGUGAAACUAUUGCCACAUUAACCGAUAUCCCAAUUCAACGAAUGAAGGACGGUGGUUACGUGGCUUCUCGUGGAGCUGCCCUUCUGGCCGGAUUUGUUCAAGGUUUGACUAGUUUGGUUCUGUUCUCGAUCAUCAGCAUAAGGUAA